Adelges cooleyi (spruce gall adelgid) is the source of this 5009-nucleotide messenger RNA. Its product is annotated as zinc finger protein basonuclin-2-like. Gene Ontology annotation, biological process: regulation of DNA-templated transcription. Gene Ontology annotation, cellular component: nucleus. The coding region runs from base 606 to 3761 and encodes 1051 amino acids. The record is from RefSeq and is a predicted model, not a curated record. The transcript is spliced from 6 exons. Lineage: Eukaryota; Metazoa; Arthropoda; Insecta; Hemiptera; Adelgidae.
GCCCGCCGCCAGCCGCGCGCAGUCACACACUGUCUCAGUACGCGGUCCGCCGUCUGUUGUGGUGUUGUUGUUGUCCGGCCGCGCGUCCCCAAAAAAUAAAAACGACAACGACACAAAAAAAAAAACCCCCUUCGACCGUUUUUUUUGUGCGUUUUUCAUUGGAAUUUUUUUUUAACAGUGUUUUUAAUUAGACGGACAAAAACCAUAUAUAUAUAUAUAUAUAUAUUUCUCGUUAAAACGUCUUCUCGCGAGUGUGUGUGUGUGUGUGUGUGUUGCGUGUCUUCGAAGACAUUAAAAAUACAAAUCCGUCUUGAACGCAUUCAAAUAUAAUAUUAAUUAGGUAUAAUAUUCGAAUCGAGUGUUUGUAGUGCGUUUAUAUUAAUAUUACUCAUGUGACAUUUUGCUACACAAAAAAAAAAAAAAAACCGACGUUAUUAAAAUAUUAUAUUCAUAUUAAAUACAAGUUUUCUAAUAUCGCGUUGACCGGUCGUGUGACAAAAGAAAAAAAUCCGUCGUUUUUUUUUUUAACAUACCUAUGUAUUGUUCUAAUAAUAUUAUAUAGGAGUUAUUGAUUUAUAUACAUUGCGAGUGAGUGAUCCAAUUUGAUGGUUAUACACGGAGCCGCCGCGGGAAUCUCUCCAGCCGACAUUCAUCGGACCACCGAAUCGAUAUUCAACACUGGUAAUGGCAGAGUGAUCGGCGCACCUCUACGCAUGCGCCGUCCAGAAGACCAAUCGCCGAGCGCUGCCAGUGCCGGACUCAUGAUGGAGGUGUGGGCUUCUGUAGCGUCGUGGUUUCUGCGGCCGGAGAUGGCCGGAGCCAGCGUGCCGCCGAUAGUUCCACAACCGCCGCCAAUGCCCAUCCGGCCUUCCCGGACGUCUUCGGACCCUCCGCAAAUGGCUAUGCCGCCCACCAUUUGUACCGCCAUCAGAUGCACUGUACCGGGCUGCGUGUGCGAUUGUUUCACACCGGGCAAACUACACAUUCGGUUUUGCGACGCGUGCGGUCACGGAUGGGUCCCACACGCCCUGGACAAAUUGGGAUUCGGCGGAGCGUCACUGGGAAACGGCGCGGUCGAGCCCAUCCAACCCAACGUGGCGUUCGACAUUGCCAGUCUGGUGUUGUACGGUUGCCAAGCACUGCCCAUAAGGCUCAAGAUAUUGCUGGACCGUCUUUUCAGCGUGCUCCGACAAGACGAAGUGUCGGCCGUGCUCCGGGGAUUCGGCUGGACCCACGAAGACUACGCCAGAGGAUACAUACUCCAGGAGCCUCACGGCGGCGGCAUUCUAGAACGAUGGAACAUCUGUAGUCCGGAAGAGGAGCCGCUCGUUCUGCAACAAUUUUUGCGGUUCGGCGAGACCAGAGCGGUGACUCAGCAACUGCUUUUGCACGGUCUGGGUGCCGAUUUCCGGGCGCUGCCUGGCUUGGAGACCGACAUGAAGAGGUUGAUGGAACGCCAAAAGCUGCAGCACAAUCACGACCAGAAGCCGCCCAGUUUCGAACCGAAGUUCCGGCCCAGGUCACCGUCGGCGCUGUUGCCGCCACAACGUCUGCCGUCCGCCCUGGGCAGUUCGCCUCCGUCGCCGCCAAAAUCCACUUUCGGAUUCGCCAAGCCGCCGGGCGCCGUCCUCCCCGUCCCUCCAGUAGUCAUCAACACCAACGGCGGCGGCUCUCCGCCGAACACCAGCCCCACCAGCGUGUCGCCGCUGAACAAGUUGCAGAACAUGCAACCGUUCGAUUUCCGGAAAAUGCAGUCGGCCGGAUUCGCGGCCGGCGGCAAAUCCGAGAGGAGAAACUCGGACCUGUUGCCGCCACCACCGAGACCCAACCAAAACGAUUACAACAACAGCGGCAAGUACGCCGCCCAGUCGGACAGUCUGGCCGGAAGCAGCGAGUUCGGGUCCGAAGACGGCGACGAAGAGGAAGAGAACUCUCAGAGCGCGUUGAACCUGAGCAAGGACAACAGCAACAAAUCGACGAGGCCGCACAGGGGCCACUUGCGCAAGACGUCGUUGCCGCUGAAACGGCAGUGGGGUUCCAGCGGUCUGCCGUUGAACCUGGGCACUCAGCUCAUCAACCCGGCCACCGGCAAAAAGCGAGUGCAGUGCAACGUGUGUCUCAAGACUUUCUGCGACAAAGGCGCGCUCAAGAUACACUUCUCGGCCGUGCACUUGCGCGAAAUGCAUAAGUGCACCGUCGAUGGCUGCAACAUGAUGUUCAGCUCGAGACGGUCCAGGAACCGGCACAGCGCCAACCCUAACCCGAAACUGCAUUCGCCUCACUUGCGCCGCAAGAUAUCACCGCACGACGGCCGCAGCUCGCAGGCCCACCAUCCCAUAGUCAUUUCACCGUUGCAGGCGUCCGCCAUGAACCAGCUGGCGUUCGGCGCGUUCCCCAUGCUGGCCGGCGGUGGUGCCGAUUUGCGCGCCGCCGGUUCCAAACAGAGUUCGUCGUCCGGACUGCACUUGGCCGACGAGCUGCGCAGAUCGGCCGACUUCUCGUCGGACAACAUGGACGAGUACAUGGACGACGAGGAGGACGGCAUAGUGGUGGACGGCACGACGGUAGACGACGAUGACGACUCGGAGCACCGGAGCGACCGGAGCAAGAGAAUGUCGGAAGAUUCUGAAGACGACGGGGCCAGCACGACCGAGCCGCCGAACAACAACAACGACAGGCCGCCGAUAGUGACGAAAAACGUGCACAAACGCAAGAGCCAAAAUCCGACGAGGUUCGCCGCGGCCGCCGAUCUCAGCGACGAGGGCAUGUCGUGCACGGACGACGGUUCGGCCCCGUCGCCCAAGGACAAUAACAACGAAGAGGACGUCAAGCCGGUGGUGGCCGAAGGUGAGUGUCUGAACCUGAGCAGGAAACGGUCGGCCAGCCCGGCAGACGGCCGUUUGCGUUCGGCCGACUCGCGGGACUCGCUCUUGUCGGACGCUGACAACGACGAGGACGACGACGGCGAAGACGACGAGUGCGGUUCAGACAGCGACGGCCACGUAUACGGCGUGUUCGAAAACGGCCGUUUUGUCGAGACCGAAGAAGUGCCCGUUGACAAGGACGACCCGCGCAAGUGCACGGCCUGCGGCAAAACGUUCCCUAACCAUUUCGGCGUCAAGACCCAUUACCAGAACGUACACCUGAAGCUCAUGCACAAAUGCGUAGUGGACGGAUGUAACGCGGCGUUCCCGUCCAAGCGGAGCCGGGACCGGCACAGUUCGAACCUGAACCUGCACCGAAAGCUAUUAUCCACGUCGCCGACGGCGGCCGACCAACAACAGCCACAGCCACAGCUCCAACUACAACAGCAACAACAACUCGGCCACCAGCCGCCGGCGACGACCGCGGCGGCUGUGGCGGCCGCCGCGGCCGACAACCCGUACGGCAUGCACGCCGAAUUCUUGGCCCGGCUGUACGCGGACACGCAACAGUUCCAAGCGUUCUCCAACGGCGGCAUGAUGUUGCCGCAGUUCGGCCCGUUCCGGCACCAGGCCGGCGCACCGGCCAUGACCAACGGCUGGCUGGUGUACUCGGCCGACGAAGACCUGCCGGCCGCGCCCGACAAGGACAGCGGCAUGUACUCGUGCCGGUUCUGCAGCAAAGCGUUCCCCGACAAGAACGGCAUGCGCGAACACUACGAACAGCUGCACAUGCACGAGAUGCACCGGUGCAAAGUGCAAGGGUGCGGCAUGGUGUUCAGCUCGAGGACACGGAGGAACGCGCACGCCGAAAAUCACCCGCCCGUCACCGCGUCGUGACCUCGACAGUUGCCCGUGCCGCCCCCGUGGUGGUGGUAAAGCGACGAUAAUACACCAACAACAACAAGCCUAAACUACAGACCGCGGUGUGAUUUAUAUUAAAUCUUUUUAAGUAUAAAAAAUACAAAUUCACAGAAAGAGAAAGAAAUAAAAACAUUUGGCCCUUAUAUGAAAUAAAAUAUACAAAUUUGGUGCUUGAAAAUAAAAACAAACUAUCUAUAUAUAAACAUACAAAACUUGACUUAUACAUGAGUUAUGUCGUUUUAACGCGAUAACGAGAUCGAGUUGCUUAAAUACCUAAUCUCGAAUAAAAAGAAAAAACGAUAUUAUAAUCGUAAAAAAAAAAAAAUGAUGCAUAUUAUAUUAUUACAUAUACAUAUGUGUGUAUAAUUAUAUAAAAAUAUCUAAUCAGAUUUUUGAAAUUUUUCCGAAUCGAAUACGUAUACGACAUGAAUGUGAUUCAUUUUUUAUUUAUUUAAAUACAAUUUUUUUGUUAAUAUAUUAUUAUUAUUAUUAUUAUUGUGGCUGUACUUAAAUUACAAUAUGUUUAAAAAAAACAAAAAAAAAACACAAAAAGUGGUAUCUUAUAGUGUGACGUUUAGAGCCUAUAAUAGUUUUAAAAAAAUACAUUAUUAUUUGUACAUUUUAUUGCAUUAAAUUAUAUAGGUUGUGUUUUUAUUAUUAUUAUUGUAUACAUUAUGAUAAUUAUUAUAUAAAUAAUUUUUUUUUUUAGCGAAAUCUCUUGUAAAUAACGGUUAGACUUAUUACUACAUACAUAUUGUACCUAAUACGUUUUAUUGGACAUUAUUACUAUAUUAUUAUUAUUAUUAUUAUUAUUAUUGUAUCGCAAUACAUAUAUAGUGAGUUUUAAAAAUAGGUACAUAACAAUACAAUUUAUGUAUUAACGGUUCGUUUUUACGUGUACUCGUGGGUGUAGAUAAAAUAACAUAUUAUGAUAAUAAUAUAAACGAUAUGAUUUAUAAAGUAGCGCCCGAGGGCUGACUCAAUCAAAAGAAAUCAACUUUGAUCUAUAAUAAAUUUGAAAAUAUUUACUAGUCCUUAUCUUAUAGUGUGUAUUUUGUAGAACGACAAUUUUCGCGCAUCGUUGUAUAAUAAUACUGUUAACGAUAUUAAAAUAUAAAAACAUUAUUAUUAUUAUUAUCAUCAUCAUAUUAUAUAUUAUAUAAAUAUAUAUGUGUGUACGCAUAUAUUAUUGUGUAUAUUGUAUUGAUUUAAUAUAAGCGACUA